AUGUACUGUGUGAAAAGUAGACAAGAAGUGCUUAUUGAAGAAUCAUCAUCUAUAGAAUCGUUGCAUGCGGCGGUUGGCAAUGCGGUGGAAUUACCAUGUGAUGUCACCCCAGCCUUGCGUGGGGAUAGCAUGGGGCUCGUCAUCUGGUACAAACAGGGGCAUGACACACCCAUAUACACUUUCGACACAAGAGAUGGCGUGACGUCACACUGGUCGGACCCAUCGACUCUAGCCUCACGAGCGACAUUUCGUUCUAACACCUCACCUGCAGUUUUACUACUGACAAAACUAAGGCCCGAAGACAGCGGCCAGUACAGAUGUAGAGUGGACUUCAUCAGGUCUCCUACCAAGAAUACUCGACUGAAUCUCACUGUUCUUAUACCGCCGGAACGUCUCCUAAUUCUGGAUCAAUCUGGUGAAGAGAUCAAAGGAGGAGUACUCGGGCCGUACGAUGAGGGAACUGAAGUCAAUCUAACUUGCGUAGCAGUUGGAGGUCGUCCACCAGCUCGCGUGUCUUGGUGGAAAUCUCACGCCCUGCUUGCUAACUCUGAAGCGCGGGCAGCUGUUUCCUUUACAUUGCAACGUGCGGACCUAGGAGUUGAUGUAACAUGCCAGGCAGUAACGGAUCCCUCGAUAGCACCGCUCUCUGAGACCUUGUCGAUAGAUGUCAAUCUACGACCAUUAUGGGUUCGUCUAUUAGGCGGUGCUAGACCAUUAGUAGCAGGACGCAGCGCAGAACUGGCCUGUGCAGCAGCGGGGGCGCGACCCAAACCAAACAUCUCAUGGUGGAAAGGAGGCACUCGACUUACUACCGUUAAAGAAUAUACGUCUGCUGACGGCAAUGUGACGCGCAGUACAUUGACAUUCGUGCCAGUUAUCGAAGAUGCCGGCAGAGUACUUUCUUGCAGAGCUUCUCAACCUUCUUUACCCCACUCUACUCAUGAAGAUGGGUUUAAAUUAGAGAUACAACAUUUACCAGUAGUCAAGUUAGAGCUUGGUGCCAAUUUGGAUGCCGCCAGAGUUGUUGAAGGAUCUGACGUAUACUUGGACUGUAUGGUGCGCGCCAAUCCUUGGCAUACUCAUGUGUAUUUCACACAUAAUGGUGCUCCAGUGAAAGGGGGUGGUGGGGUAGUAGUAGCCAACCAAAGCUUGGUAUUACAGCGUAUCUCGAGACGUGUUGCCGGCGCUUAUGUAUGUGUAGCGAGGAAUGCAUUAGGCGAAGGCUCAAGCGAACCAUUGGAAUUAGAUGUGAAAUAUAACCCAGCGUGUAAAUCUUCACAACCCCUUGCACUUCGCGCGGCUCGAGGGGAGACGGUCGAGAUUGAUUGCGAAUUGGAUGCCAAUCCACAAGAACCUAUGACGUACCAAUGGUGGCUAAACAGCACUACUCAUUCGAAACUCGAACUAAACUCGCAAGCGACGCACGCCCAAAGCACACUCGGUAGAUACCAGUACACGGUGAACAGUUCGGCAGACUACGGGUGGGUGCAGUGCGCGGGCACCAACUCGGUGGGCCGGCAGCUGGCGCCGUGCCUCUUUCAUAUACUACCUGCUGAAAAACCAUCAUCAGUUAAGAACUGCGUAAUAACAAACGUAACACACGAGUCUUUAUGGCUCUCUUGUACGCGGGGACAUGACGGCGGAUUGCGACAAUCUUUUCUUUUGCAGGUAUUUGAUAUAGCAACAGGCUCACUUCUACGAAACAUAAGCAACGAUGAACCCCAGUUCGUAGUGUGGGGGCUGACGGGGGCAGUUGGUCUGUCCGUACGCGCGUACAAUCAAAAAGGGUUUAGUGAGCCUUCCACAUUAUCGUCCAGCCUUUUAAAACAUCCUCAGAGACAAACAGCAAAUGUACCAGUAAAAGUUGAAUUAACAACGGUGCUAGUGACGGUACUUUGCGCUGUGGCGAUCAUAGCGACCAUCACUACCGUAUCUGCUUUUAUCUUGUGCUGGAAAUACUGUCAUAAGAGAGAUGAAAAAACUGAUAAAUCUAAACGAAUGCAAGACGAAAUAUCAAAUACUCCAUUAACUGGAGCAAAGGAAUGCGAAAGCGUUGAUAGUUUAGAUAAAAACCCCGAUAUAAUACCAAUAGAAGGUAAAAUAAGCGAUACCUGUUCAAACAAAUCUUCAGCAACAGACUAUAGCUCAAUACGCCCUUUACUUACAAAAGAUUCUGAUAAAUUUGACACUAAAUAUGAUCGCCAUUACGAUGUAAAUGAUCCAUGUAACAUACAAAUACGACCGAUGUACCAACACUUACAAAUGCACAUGGGGCCUAUGGGAUUGGGCAAUUUGGGGAUGCCAAGUAUAGGUCCAAAUGAAUGUAGGCCAUAUGACAAAGUGUAUGAAAAUUGGUUGAAGUAUAAAAAUUCGUUGCCGCUAAAUACCAGCGGUUUGCUACAAGAGCAAAUUCCAGAAAUAUAUCCCACUCCCUCUAUAUACGCUCCCAAUACUCACAACCCACUCAAUCUGGCCCAAAUGCCGGAACUAUCCUCUCCCUACAUGGAGAGGGCGCGCGCACACUGUCGCGCCAACGUGGACGCGCGCGCCGGCAGUGUGCUGUACACGCGGGACGGCACACUGGGGAGGAAGACUAGUCUAAAUUCAUCUCAAGAAGUAAAACCGACUUCAAUGAAAUCGGCUGAAACCAACACAAUACAAGUAACGAGCGACACUGAGUGCAGG
Messenger RNA from Brenthis ino (lesser marbled fritillary), 2685 nucleotides. The record is from the annotation of a GenBank genome assembly. Lineage: Eukaryota; Metazoa; Arthropoda; Insecta; Lepidoptera; Nymphalidae.